CUCCGCAGGGCUCUCCAUGCGCCCCGGCCCCCCAUGGCCGCGCUCCCGCGCGCCGGCACCAAGCGCAGGCUGCACGAUGCGGAGCCGGGGACCGGAUCGUUGGGAUCGGCGGGGUCGCCAUCGGACGACGAGGUCACCGCCAGCGACAGCGGCGACAGCUGCGACAGCGGCGGCUCCGCCAGCGCCCGCCCCCCGUCCAUCCUGUGCCGGUCCCGCCCCCGCCGCGCCGGGAAGCGCGUCCGCUUCGCGCAGGUCACCGUGUUCUACUUCGCGCGGCGCCAGGGCUUCACCUGCGUGCCCAGCGCCGGGGGCAGCUCCCUGGGCAUGGCCCCCCGGCACCACCGCGCCCGCAGGUACAGCCUCAGCCAGUUCGCGCACCUGCGCCAGGUGAGCCGCCGGCAGCACCUGCGCCGGCACCUCCGCAGGGAGAGAAUGCGCGGCAGGAGGAGGCAGGUGAGCCAGGCCGGGGCGGUGCCCGAGGCCGGCGGACUCCCCUUGGCCGAGGUGUCGGAGGCGGAGCUGGAGGCGGGGCAGGUGGAGGUGGGCGACUGCUUUUACCUGCAGCCGCUGCCCACCAAGCGGCGGCGGGCGCUGCUCCGGGCCUCAGGUGUGCGCAGGAUCGACGCCGAGGAGCGGCAGGAGCUGCGGGCGCUGCGCCUGUCCCGAGAGCAGUGCGGCUGCCUCUGCCGGCUCACCUGCGAGCCGCGCACCUGUGCGUGCAGCCAGGCCGGCAUCCAGUGCCAGGUGGAUCGCUCCUCGUUCCCGUGCGGGUGUUCCCGGGACGGCUGCGGAAACGCCUCGGGGCGGAUCGAGUUCAACCCGCUGCGGGUGCGGACCCACUUCCUGCACACGCUGAUGAAGCUGCAGCUGCAGAGCCGGCGGGAGGAGGAGGAGGAGGAGGACGGGGGGGAGGAGGCGGCGCCGGGCCCGCCCUGGGGUCCCCCCCAGCCCCCCGAGACUCAGGACUUCCAGGAGUACCUGGCGGAGAACGCGCGGGCGGUGCUGCACCUGCAGACGGCCGAGGAGCUCGAGAGGAGGAGGAAGGACGAGGAGGAGGCGGGCGCGGGGGGGGGCGGGGAGGGGGGCGGGGGGCUCUGCGUCCUGGGGGAGCACCUGGACGGCACCGCCUGGCAGGUGAGACCCCCCUCGGGCCCCGCCCCCGGCCUCGGCCCCGCCCCGUUCCCGCCGGGAGCGCCGGGCCUGGGAUUCCCCACGGAGCAGCCGGUGCAGGGGGGGGGGCAGGUGAGCCCGCAGGUGGGCUCCCAAGUGAGCCCCCAGGUGUGCUCCCAGGUAGAUCCCCAGGUGAGCCCCCAGGUGAGCCCGCAGGUGGGCUCCCAGGUAGAUCCCCAGGUGUGCUCCCAGGUAAAUCCCCAGGUGUGCCCCCAGGUGAGCCCCCAGGUGAGCCCGCAGGUGGGCUCCCAGGUAGAUCCCCAGGUGUGCUCACAGGUAGAUCCCCAGGUGGGCUCCCAGGUGAACCCCGAGUUAUGUUCCCAGGUGUGCUCCCAAGUGAGUCCCCAGGUGAACCCCCAAAUGAGCCCCCAGGUGAGCCCCCAGGUGAGCUCCCAGGUAGAUCCCCAGGUGAGCCCCCAGGUGUGCCCCGAAUUAUGCUCCCAGGUGUGCUCCCAAGUGAGCCCCCAGGUGAACCCCCAGGUGAGUUCCCAGGUGAGCUCCCAGGUGAACCCCCAGUUGUGCUCCCAAGUGAGCCCCCAGGUAGGUCCCCAGGUGAGCCCCCAGGUGUACUCCCAGGUGAGCUCCCAGGUGAGCCCCGAGUUAUGCUCCCAGGUGAGCUCCCAAGUGAGCCCACAGGUAGGUCCCCAGGUGAGCUCCCAGAUGGGCUCCCAGGUAGGUCUCCAGGUGAGCCCCCAGGUGGGUCCCCAGGUGAACCCCCAAAUGAGCCCCCAGGUGAACCCCCAGGUGAGCUGUCAGGUGAGCUCUCAGGUGAGCCCCCAGGUGUGCCCCCAAAUGAGCCCCCAGGUGAGCUCUCAGGUGAGCCCCCAGGUGUGCCCCCAAAUGAGCCCCCAGCUGUGCCCCCAGGUGGGUCCCCAGGUGAGCCCCCAGGUGAGCCCCCAGGUGUGCCCCCAGCCCUACCUGGCAGUGGAGCCCCAGGCAGGUGGGACAGGUGGGAAUGGCCCCGAGGAGCCUCCGGCUCCCACCUGCAGCCCCCGUGGGAAGGACCUGGGGGUCUCACCUGUCCCCACUGCUGAGAGCGAGGGGGGGGCUCCCCAACCCCCCCCGGAGCACCUGGAGCUGCCCCCCCUGCCCGUGUGAGGGGCUCCUCCGCUCGUUAUUUAUUCCAUGGAUUGAUCGUUUACCUGGGGCUGCUGCACUGGGCUCACCUGGGCCAGACACACCUGAGCUGGGACACACCUGAGCUGGAGCCCUGGACUCUUCCCAUCCUGCAUCCCACCUGAGCUGGGACUCACCUGAGCUGGGACAUCCCAC
Molecule: messenger RNA, 2442 nt
Organism: Pseudopipra pipra
Lineage: Eukaryota; Metazoa; Chordata; Aves; Passeriformes; Pipridae
Product: cysteine/serine-rich nuclear protein 2-like
Biological process (GO): regulation of transcription by RNA polymerase II
Cellular component (GO): nucleus
Molecular function (GO): sequence-specific DNA binding; DNA-binding transcription factor activity, RNA polymerase II-specific
Source: RefSeq, a predicted model, not a curated record